This is a messenger RNA of Fusarium musae, 717 nucleotides long. RefSeq lists its product as uncharacterized. NCBI's taxonomy places the organism in Eukaryota, Fungi, Ascomycota, Sordariomycetes, Hypocreales, Nectriaceae. The coding region runs from base 1 to 717 and encodes 238 amino acids. The transcript is spliced from 2 exons. The record is from RefSeq and is a predicted model, not a curated record.
AUGAAAGCGGUCAGAUCCGCUCGACGCCAGAGUAUCAUCAAAGACAAGUCAGCCGAAGCAGCUGCACUCAAAGAAAAUGCCCCUCCAAAGUCUACACCUGCGAAAAAGACAACCCCAGCUUCUGGCAAGAAGCGCAAGGCUGAGCUGUCCCUUGAUGAAGAAGUCGCCGCGCACAAGGCAGACCUGGAUGACACAAUCGGCCACGCCACUUUUGAGGACGAUAGCCUUCCCAGCUGCAAUGUCAUCCGCACCAAGUUCAGUAAGCUCUUUGACUCGGGCGUCAUGAACAAGGCUGAGUUCUGCAGAGCCACCGAUACAAACUCAAGCUCCCUUGACAAAUUCCUCAAGCAGGAAGGUCCCUUUGGCGGAUGUAACAGUUCCGUCUGGCGUAACGCAUAUGUAUGGUUUCAACAGCGUGAAGUCAUGGGUCUCAAAAUGCCAGACGCCAAGAAACGCCAGCUCCAUGAGAGCAAGAAGGAUGCUGCCGAAGGAACUCCCUCUAAGGCUAUACCUUCAAAAGCUCUUCCCGAUAUCAGUGACAUUCACCUCGAAGGCGAAGAAACAGACGAUGUCCCCAUCUACGAUGACUGCGAUGAGAUCCGGCGCAAAAUAAACGCGCACAUGACAAUCCCUAGCGUGACGCAAGCGCAGUAUCUAUGCGCAGUUCAAGGCGCCGACGUGCAAGGGGAUCCAGCCAAAGCAGCUUUCGGACUUUAG